This is a messenger RNA of Theileria equi strain WA, 3318 nucleotides long. Its product is annotated as importin karyopherin beta 4, putative. The transcript has a single exon. The coding region runs from base 1 to 3318 and encodes 1105 amino acids. Gene Ontology annotation, cellular component: nucleus; cytoplasm. NCBI's taxonomy places the organism in Eukaryota, Apicomplexa, Aconoidasida, Piroplasmida, Theileriidae. Gene Ontology annotation, molecular function: nuclear import signal receptor activity; protein binding. The record is from RefSeq and is a predicted model, not a curated record. Gene Ontology annotation, biological process: protein import into nucleus.
AUGACGCAACAUAUAACCAGCGAGGCAUUCGUCUCACUACUAGAGGCACUAUCUUCAACGGAUAACCAAAGGAGAACCGAUGCUGAUGCCCAAAUUACUGCACUAAAGCAACAUGACAUCAACACCCUCGUCAAACUCACACUUAGCAUCGCACUUAGCCAGGCAGCAGAUGAUAUCAGAUUACAGUCUGUGAUUCUCAUCCGUCUGGUGCUUGACCUCUCCAAAUCCGGCGAUACGCCGAGAAAUACAUGGAAUAGAAUCACUCCAGACGUCAAAAAUUUGAUCAAGACGUCCCUACUCAAAUCAUUGGAAACUGAAGUACAGGAUUCCAUAAGGAGAAACGUCUGUGAUACUAUUGCUGAUCUCUGCAUCUCGUGUCUGGACGACAAUGAGUGGCCAGAACUUUCCAGAUGCACUCUCCAGUUGAUCCAGAAUGACAAUGUCCUGUACAAGAAAUCUGGGCUCAAGCUGCUGGGUGAGUGUUUUGGAUUCUUUGCUGAAGAUUUCUCGAGGCAUGUUGACAGUUUGGCGCAGCUGAUAAAGGCUAGUUUGAUGAAUCCAAAUGCAUCAGUUAGAACUGAGGCUAUAUGCGCCGUAUCGUUGGCCAUUGAAGUGGAUGUAAUUAACUUGAGUUCACGUUUGGGCGAUGCUGUUCCUCUAAUUCUAGAGGGAAUCAAGCAGCUCCUUAUUUCAACUGAACCAUCUGCCAGAGAUGAGGCUGAACGUUCACUCGCUGGAGUCGUUAUGAUUGUAGAUAACAACGCCAAGGUUUUAAAGCAGAACUUGUCCUUAUUCUUCACAAGAAUGGCCGAUAUUGCACUGGGUGAGGGACAGUUUGCGCACGUUGACCACGAGUUGCGUUGUCUAGCCUUGGAAUCCUUGAUUACGUUGCCAGAAAGGAAACCAAAAAUGGCCCUUACAAUUCCAAACUUUGGCAUAAGAAUGGUCUCGUGCCUCAUGUCCUGUAUGCUUGAUAUCCAGGAUGACUCUUAUGCUGAAUGGCUUGAAACAGGUGAGGAAGAUGAUGACAUUCAGCGUCUAUAUGAUGCCGGAGAGGAAGGUUUAGAUCGCCUUGGAAAGGCAUUUGAAAAUAUUGACAAUUGUCCAUUCAUGGACUGGGUGCUCUCCACAGCAUCUCAGUAUAUCCAGCAGCCACUCUGGCAACACAAGUUUGUCGGUAUCAUGGCUAUUUCUCAAACUAUAGAGUAUCUCAUGGAUGAAGAAGUUGAGGAAAGGAUGCCUUCCAUCAUUAAUAUUAUGUUGGAAAAGCUCAAGGAUUCUGACUUUAGAAUUAGGUUUGCUGCGUGUCAAACUAUUGGACAAUUGGCUCUUGACCAUCAGCCCUAUGUCCAAUUGAACUUUUGUGAGCAGGUUAUCCCGAGUUUGAUUGCGACAUUUGAUGAUUCGAGCCCCAGAGUUCAAUCUCAUGCUCUCUCAGCCUUUGUAAAUUUUGCCGAGGAGGUUCAAAAGGAGGAUUUGUUACCCUUUGCAGACAUUAUUGUUGAAAAGUUGCUUUCCAAGAUUAAUCUCCACACAAAACGUGCUGUCAGGGAACAAGCAGUUACCUCGAUUGCAGUUAUUGCUGGUGUUUUGGAGGAGAAUUUCAUAAAGUACUACUCAACAGUCGUUCCUCUAAUGAAGGAGAUUAUAUCAAAAUGCCUUUCCACUGAAGAGAGGACAUGCAGAGGUAAAGCAAUUGAGUGUAUCUCCAUUAUUGGGUUGAGUAUUGGCGCAGACGUCUUUAGAAACGAUGGAAUAGAGUGUAUGAAUGCCCUUAUCCAAAUUAUGGAGCAACCCAGUGACUCAGAUGAUCCAGUAAAGGAGUAUAUUGAUGAAGCCUUGAGUAGGCUAUGUACUGCUCUUGGGACAAAUUUUUGUGCCUUUUUGCCAAAGGUUGUCCCAAUAUUACUCAAGGAGUUGGAUAGACACGUGAAAUCCUUUGGAUCAGACGAUGAUAUGACCUUGGCUCUGGGCUCAGAAGGUGCCGCUGGUUUGAGGACGUCUCUUGUUGAAGAGUUGGAGAGAACCUUGAAUCUUAUUGGAAAUAUUGUAGAGGAAAUGAAGGAAAAGUAUGAUGAGUACAUUGUGCCAACCGCCACGGCAAUCUUUCCCACUCUCUCUCUCGUCUUGACUGGUGAUCUCAAGCAGAGGGCUCUACAUGCCAUUGCACAAUUGAUUGAAGCGAAAAGGUCUGCCAUAGAAAAGGGAGAUGGAAAUAAAAAGUUGCUGUUUGAUAUUGUCUUGAAUACUGUAAAUACUGUAAUUAGUGACUUGGAAAAAUCCAGGGCACCAAAUUCCGAAUAUGAUGUUCCCGCUGACAUUUUGUCCGUUAGCGCUCAUGGACUUCACAAGUGUAUAGAUAGUGCCGGCCCAGGUAUAUUUGAUCAAAAUAUUUUGAGCAUAGUCUCUACAAAGUUGUUGCAAAUUAUUGAACAGUCGUCAAAGCUCAAAGCAAUUUACAAAAAAUGUAGGCAAGAAAAGGACCUUGAUCAGGAUGAACUAUUGGCCUUGGAUGAUGAUGAAGAUGCCGAACAGUCCUUUAGGUCAUCACUUUUGGAUAUUUUCGGUUCAAUAAUGAAGCAUCAUCCGGAUGAAUUCUUGGCAGCUUGUCAGCCACUAUGUCUUAAAUUCAUCUUGCUAAAUCUUGGAAAGACGUGUCCUGACGAUAUUUCCAUUGCACUCUACCUUUGCGAUGAUAUGAUCGAGCAUCUCAAGGGCAGAAUCUUGCCCUUUUGGGACCAGUUUUUGCCUCAUAUAUUUAAGCAUGUCGAAUCCAGAGAUGCCAAUGUUCGUCAAUCUGCAUGCUAUGGAGUGAGUCUCUUGGCUAGAAUCCCAGAAUUCUCAAGCUUGGCCAAUGAGUCGGCUCAAAAAAUUGUCCGUGCGAUCAAACUCCCAUUUGCUUCGUCUUCUAGGGAACAACAAACCGCUACAGACAAUGCAGUUGCUGCACUUGGAGAUUUGAUUCGAUACCAUGGCGCAAGUCUUUCCAAUGGUUCAAGCUAUCUCAAUGUUUGGUUGUCUAGUCUCCCCCUCAAGAGGGACGAAGUCGAGGGAAAACGCGUGCACAAGGACUUGAUGGAGCUUGUCUUGGCAAGUAAUCCCACGAUACUCGGCCCAGACAAUGUAAACUUGUCUCAGUUGGUCAAGAUUUUUAUCAGCAUCUACGAGACUGACUUUUCAACCGAGGAGCUCAAUAUGCAGAUUAUUAGCGUAAUCAGGCAGCUCGGCGAUGACUUUAUCCAAAAACUCGCUCCUUCUCUCUCCAGAAAACUCCAAAAGCAGCUGAGAAUUAUCGCAAAAACAAUGGCCAACAAGUAA